UUUUACAGAGUAAAAUUAAAGAGGCGAAGUUUGUAUUGUUGAAAAUAAAAUUUAAUGUUGAUCAAAACGCACCUGAUUUAAUAAUUUAUUUUAAGGAACAAUUAUAAUCCCUCAGUAAGUCGUACACAAUCUAUUCCGUCGUGCAAUAGAACAAAAUUUAAUACAAAUCCGCGAAUUUUAAUUGCUGUUCCAAGAUGGAUCUUCUCACGGUAAAAAUAUUAUCAAUGCUUCUAUUGGGUUUACUUUCGAUAUUUUUCGGUCUCAUACCAUUAAAAAUCUGGAAGAAAAUGUUACUAACUGACCACGCCAAGUCUGCCGAGACUCAAAAGAAGCAGAGGCGGAGACGGGACCUGGCGGUAAGUUGUCUCUUGUGCUUCGGCGCCGGGGUUUUGCUGGCCACGGUUUUCCUCCACAUGCUGCCAGAGACCCGGGAAAGUGUUGAGUUAAUUAAUGCCAUGAAGAAAAAGGUUAAACAUGGCCAUGAGGGCCUAGAAGUUCACAGAGGCCAUGAACAUGAGGCCCAUGAUGGAGAUCAUAUCCAUGAUCACAACUUUUUGCAUGCACAUGAGGUGAAUGCUCACGAAGAACAUGUCCGCGAAAAUGGCUUUAUACAUGGGCAUGUGAAGAAUGCAAAUAAUUCUGAGGUCUCUCACGAACAUGAAGCACGCGAGUACGGAGACCAUGAUCAUAGACAUGAUCAAGAACAUAAUUACACUUAUAACGUCACGGAACAAACCUCAAGACUGAAAAUUCUGGACGACAGUCAUGUGAACGAGAAGGUCGGCAUGUCACCUCAAACGUUAGAUACACAUAGUGAAAAUACUAACGAUUUCAACCACUAUCAUGUCAGACGGGAUAAUGACCAUGAGGAUAGUGAAAUUCCAUCCAUUCCUGUCUCAAGUAAGCUCAAUGUCCUGAUAAAGGGAACGACUUCAUUGAGUAAACUGAAUGAAGAAACUGCUCACACUCAUGACCAUGUGGAUCACAUUCACGAUUACACUGACACUUAUGGUCCCGACGCCCGAACUUAUGCCAAUCUCGGAGAUGACCAAAAUGCUCCCUUCACAAAUGACUCCCCUCACUCCCUCGGCCACGUGGAUCAUCAUGAACAAGAUAUGGUGCCUAAUGUCAACCAUCAAAACUCCAAAUCCUUGAAUGAAUUAACCACGCAAUCAUGGAAUACCCUGCACAAUUUUCAUGACCACGAAGAACACGAGCAUGAACAUGAUGCUCAUUCUUACCCUGUGGCAGAGCUGCUCAUUUGCAUCGGCUUCUUCACUGUGUACAUCAUCGAGGAAGUAAUUCAUAAGAUCGUGUUUCGCAAUCACUCACACGCAGCCUCGAAGAGAGACUCAGGCAGUGACGAGGGCAUGGUGCUGAAAAAGCGUUGCUCCAGAACCGAUAAAUUUCCUUCUUUCUCGAACGGGACGCACAAAAACCGAUCUGCUGACAAUGCCGUUGAAAACGGUCAGCUGACAUCAGCUGAUCUGAGCAACGGAGGAGACCUUCACCUAAAGGACUCCUGCAACAUCCCUCUUAAGGAUUACACAUCAGGAUUAAAUAAUCCUUCCUUGGUCACAGAAAACGACGCGGAUGUAACGAUGCAGGGUAUGGCGGUGGGCCUACAGCAGAAUGUGGCCGACGUAUGGUAUCUGUUCUACGCCAUCGCAGCUCACAAAUACGUUAUCGCUUUUUGUGUUGGACUCGAACUUGUUUCUGGGGGAACGAAGCUCGUCCUGACAGUAGUCUACAUGAUCACCUUUGCAAUGGUCACACCUUUGGGAAUUGCUCUUGGCAUCGUCGUUACAGAGGGAAUAGGUUCUUCCAACAGCUUGUUCCAUCUCUGGACCUUGACCGUCUUGCAAGGGAUGGCAGCUGGUACCAUCCUAUAUGUAGUUUUUUGCGAGGUUCUGGAACGAGAGAGAAACAGCCUGAGCGGCCGCUUUGGGAAACUAAUAGCGUUGAUCGUUGGUUUCGCGACCAUGGCUCUCAUCCAACUUGUGGGCAAUCACAAACACGCCCAUUAAGUGCACGAACAAUAUUAUGGUUUCAAAACUAUGGUGGUUAUAAUCUUUUUGCUACUAGGUCAGUAAUUGUAUUUGAACAUUUGAUUCAUACCUUAAAAACGAGAAUUAGUGAAUGGUAUCUGAUCAAACGGAAGUGGAGGGCAAAGUCCAUUCAAGUGAGCACUUCAAUUCUACUCGUUUGAGAACAAAUUAUUCAAUACAAGGUGCUUUGUUGAAUUUUUCAUCGGAUUUGUUGAUUCAUCUAGGAAGAAAGAAAGAGUGUAACUUCACUUACGAUUAAAAUAAAAAAAAGAGGCAUCGUUUGCUCAUAAGUGAAAUAUUCCAAUCCUUUUUUUUUAGCUUUCUUUCCAAGUCUGUUUUAAUUUUAUUUAGUCUUUAAUUAUCAUUAAAAUGCGUAGUCAUAAUACUUCCAUAGUGGCUAGCCUGAAAGUGAAUCAUUAUCUUAUAAGAAUCGCUAAAUAAUAUUGCUUCUUAUCCUUAUACGAUAAAAAAAUAAUUAUGAAACGUUUUCAGUUUCAGCAACAAAGAAACAUUCUCAGUUUAGGAAAUCAAGGAACUAAGUAACUAAGAAAAUUUAUUGCUGACUUAAACACAAACAAUUGUACAAUAAAGCAUUUAUGUAAAUAAGCAAUCAAAUCAAUAAAUUCUUGUGAUUGUAUUGAAAAUCAUUUGUUAAGGAACGAUGGUCGACAUUCGAAGGAUUCUUUUGUUUCCAAGAACGAUCCAAGAGCGAAGUGCUUCAACCAACAAGACUUUCAGUCUCAACAAAAUUUUUUAGUAAUUAAUUGUGUUAAGACACGAGAGCGUCUUGUGAACACUAUAGCUUUGGCAGUAUUAUUCAUCUGAAACUCUAUAUCU
Messenger RNA from Hyalella azteca, 2885 nucleotides. RefSeq lists its product as uncharacterized. Gene Ontology annotation, biological process: zinc ion transmembrane transport. Bases 195 to 2027 code for a protein of 610 amino acids. NCBI's taxonomy places the organism in Eukaryota, Metazoa, Arthropoda, Malacostraca, Amphipoda, Hyalellidae. Gene Ontology annotation, molecular function: zinc ion transmembrane transporter activity. The record is from RefSeq and is a predicted model, not a curated record. Gene Ontology annotation, cellular component: plasma membrane. The transcript has 4 exons.